ACUGAGCAGAGAGGUUGUUUUCGUUAAAGCUAGUCGACGAGCCGGAGUCUCACCGAGACUAUUUCUCGGUUAGCUCGCGCGUAUAUUCCAACGUUCGACCGCGACUCAAUCGUGAUAGCGAAUAAUCGUACAAUCAGUCGCGAUACGAAUGUCUUGAACGUGCGCCCAACGAUCGUUCGACGAAUUUUCGCAGUUCAAAUUACUUUUCGGAGUUGCAUGGGAAUCUCGGAGUGCGAUUUUGAAAGUGAGAUAUACUCGACGCCCCAGUGUGAGAGAAUGCUCAAGUGUUUGUGUCGACAAGGAUAAUACAGUUUUUCUAUUAUAUUAUGAGAUUGCAGUGUUUCCAGCAGUGAGAUUUAUGUGUUAUUACAAAUCGGAGUACAACUCGAUGGUCUUCGCGUCUCUUGCGCCUUUCGGCGGAUAUGCGAGGGCACGAGAAAAUGCGCUUAAAAAGUGUUAAAAUCUCAGAAUUGUCGAUCUAGUGUUGUCACGGAAUACUCAUUUCACUCACGCUUCAUGCAUCUUUGAAUUCUGAGAAGGUUCGACUUGUGUAAGAUGCUGAAUGCUGUCGCGUGCAUUCACCGGAGCGACUGCUGAGCGACGGGUAGCUUCGCGCGAUACAGUUCCAGCCGAGAAAACUUAUUUGAGCUUCGCGUUCUGCAAUUAGGAUUGUUGCUAUCAUCGCCGAGCAAUUUCUGAAAACAAAAACACUGAACCAAUGAAUGGUCUGGCGAAGAGUGCUCCAGAUCAGAAAAACACAGGCUGUAUCCAUGGGACCGGCACUACCUCGGACACCAGCAACAACAACGUGUCGAGAAAAAUGGAUCGACUCUAAUCGUUCCGAGUUUGAUACAAGUCAAAAAAAGUAAAUUCAUAACAAUUUUUGUAUUUCAUCAAGUUGUAAAAAAAAAUCGUAAAGUCAAUCGAGAAUCAUUUCGAGAGGAUUAUCAAUCCAAGAAUCAUUGUCGUUAUUUAAGGUUGUUGGAAUCUGUGACGACAGGAAGAUGUGAAUGACGGGAAGUCCGAUCAGAGGUGGCUACGAGGAUCCGCGACUGCCGAAAAUACGAUCAAAGUGGAUGUGGUGGAGGUGUGACGGUGGUGGAAGUAGUAGGUGGUUGUGGACGACUGCAGCGAGGUCGCGGCCGAAAGUGCAACGGGUGCCGCACGCGUAGUUGGUGUCGGUGGUGGUUAUUGUUGUUAUUGUGUUUGAGUGCCCGUGGUGACGGUGCUAAUCGUCGUCCACGUUGUUACCAUGGUUUCCACGUCCUUCGUGACUCUGGUGUUCCUCGUGUGUCUGCAAACGGUACUACUAUCGACUGUGAGCAAUUGCGCGAAGACGAUCACCAUGUACUGGAACACUACCAACUCCAUAUUUCGAAUAGACAAUACAGAUCACAUAAUUGACGUAAACAAGAACAAUGCAGCGUUUGAAUACGAUCAAGUCAAUAUAAUAUGUCCUGUAUAUCCCUCGGAUUCAUACGUUGAUGACGACGCCGAGAAGUAUAUCAUCUAUAACGUGUCCAAAGAAGAAUAUGACACGUGUCGGAUAACGAAUCCCAGUCCGCGGAUAAUAGCGCAAUGCGAUAAGCCGCGACGAACGAUGUACUUUACCAUCACCUUCAGGCCGUUUACGCCACAACCCGGAGGACUCGAGUUUCUUCCGGGCCAUGAUUACUACUUCAUCAGCACCUCGUCUAAAGACGACUUACAUAGGCGUAUCGGCGGUCGGUGUACCAGCCACAACAUGAAGGUCGUUUUCAAGGUCUGCUGCAGCAACGAUGCUGAAACAUCGUCCUCGUCGGCGACAUCACGCAAUAACUCCAUGACCGUGACCAGCAGCACUGUGCCCAGCAGCAGCUCGACCAGCACUGCGGUUGUGGGCGGUGGAGCUGCUGGAGUACCGUCCCAGCCGUUGCCACCAUCGGUAAUCAGACAUGACGAAAAUCGAUAUUAUCCAGUAGAAUCGAUCAAUGGUCACCGUAACCAACAGUCAGCUACGGCAGAGCCGACGCUAUCCCAUGUGCCCCCACCGGUCUAUCCUGGACAUCCACACCAGCCACAGCAACCGAUUCACAAUGGACUGCCGUCCUCGAUCACGCCGCCCAAGACAUCAACAGAUCAGAAGAAAAAGAACAAAGAGUACUCGGACCAUCCAAACGAGGUGGUGAAGAACGAAGAGCUGACGUAUAACAGCGCGAGCUCGUACGGCUCGCAAAUCCGGUACGCGCAAAGCCUGAUCCUAGCAACGAUUAGCCUGUUGAUAAGCACGCUGCUGCAGCAACUGCUGCGGUGAAGCGAUAGCACUGGUCACAUACGAGAACGUCGUAUAUCCCAUGCGUCAAAACCCCUUCUUCUGUGAUUAUCCUACGUUUAAUUGAUUUCUUGAGUAGCGCGCGAGACACAUACGCGCGUUUCUCGGCCGUCCCUCGAUCGUAGUGAGACACGCACGAUCCAUGGUCGCGCCGACUCGAGAGAUAGCAGAUAGAAGAAAGAAGAAACGAGACAAAAGAGAAAGAGAGAGAGAGAGAGAGAGAGAGAGAGAAAGAAAUAAAAAAAAAAACAAAACAAGGAGAAUGAGAGAAAAAACGCGUCAAGAGAAGAGAGACAUUCACGGCACACGAGCGCGGCAACGCUGUAUUACUUACAAUUAACGAAAGCAACGGAAAUUCCAAAGGUGAAAUACACCAUAGGACGACGAAGACGACGAAAAACGGAAGUAGCCGAAAAAGCGGGGGAAAAAGACAGAAAAAAAACACUACUACUAGACUCUACUUAUAGUACACGCCCACUAUUAUCACUACUAUAAAUGGUAGUCGUAUUGGUUGUCCUUCUUAUCAUUACGCUAACUGUAGGUAUUUAUUCGAAUACGGAGAAGCGGAAGUCAUGGCAGUGUGCUAAGUAUCCUCGAACGAUAGCGAAAAGUGACGAGAAAAAAAGAACAUUAAAUAUAUGCACUAGUAGCAGGUCAUCUACGUGACCGUCAGAUCACGUCUCUUGACUUCAAGUGUCGCGAAUCCUUCAUUCAGAACGAUAUAUUGCGUGGGCUCGAUUAACAACGAACGGUCCUUCGUUAAGGGGUCCUUGCUUGGGACCGAUAAAAAAAAAUACAGAUUUGUUCUGAGUGCGAUCGUCCGAGUGCGCCGUGCUUCGAGAAAAGAGUACCUGAAAAUCUUUGAGGAUGCUGUCAGUUUGUGGUCAAGUUGGCAAUUAAUCCAGAGUUCGCAAUUUUUGUCUCGAGAGGUUCUCGAGAACUUUAACAUCUUUAAGAUCUCAAAACGAGCUGUAUUUCUCGAUAAUUGAACAAGCGCUUGAGAAGAAUUAAAAAAUCGUGUGAAAGUAAUCGUGCGGCGUUCGAGCUCGGACUGAUCGCGGGACGCCGAGGACGAAGGAUCAUUCGAGUUUGCAUGCGAGAUCGUGAGUAGGAUAGUUAGCACGCGUGUAAAUAAAAUUCCUAAUGAAUAUGUACAAGUGGCUUUUGCGGCCGCCUUCACCAACCGACAACAGAAAAGGUUUAAGAGAGUGCCGUAUUUCUAGAUAAAUCUUAUAAUAUGAAAAAAAAAACGUAAGAGAGAAAAUGUAAAACGUGUAAGUGUUACGUGAUUGCGAUGUAGAUAUGUGCGUUACGCGAUUGUAAUGCGAGCAUCUUGAAGAGACUCGUCGAAGAAAGCGACUUAAAUGAAUCCUUGCCAUUACGACAAUCUACAUAUUGUCGCGAGUCAGCAACGAAGAAUAGUGUUAUCGUUGAUUCGUAAGCGUCGUAUUCAGGCAGGAAAGAUAGUGGAAAAAAGGCAUGCAAGAAAGAGACUGAGUGAAUCGAAUAAGAGAAAAUUGUAUAAUAAUUGUAUCAUA
Molecule: messenger RNA, 3849 nt
Organism: Pseudomyrmex gracilis
Lineage: Eukaryota; Metazoa; Arthropoda; Insecta; Hymenoptera; Formicidae
Gene: Ephrin
Product: ephrin-B2
Exons: 5
Coding region: 1253-2293 (346 amino acids)
Biological process (GO): axon guidance; ephrin receptor signaling pathway
Cellular component (GO): plasma membrane
Molecular function (GO): ephrin receptor binding
Source: RefSeq, a predicted model, not a curated record